AUGGCGUGUGAUGCGCAUCCGGUGCAGCUUUUCGUGAGCCAACUGGGCUUCCGCUACUGUGGCUACGAGCACUAUGCCGACCAGGAGUGGUUUUCCUUCGAUUUUCCAGACAAGCCCGCGAAGCUGUAUGUUGCAGACUUGGCUUGUGACCGGUCAGCUGCAGCGUAUCAUCAGAUGCGUUUGGUCGAGUCCGGUGGCAUCAACUACUGGGAAGGUGGUGUCCACUAUUGGCACAGCAAGGUCUUGUUUCUCCCAAGUUCAUCGCAAGUGGCGGCGGUGGAGGUGAACUUUGCUUCGCUCGGCCGUGGCAGUCGAGGACCUGACGAGCUUUUCGACUACUCUCAGGUGGAGGUGAAGCGUGCCUGGCGUCUUCAUGAAGAGGACGACGGUGGAGAUGAACACUGGUAUUCCUUCUCUCACACAUUCCCCACAGCGAGAGCACUUUCGUACGAGGAGAUCGUCAGGUUUGUGGCUACAGCAGCACUGGACUAUCCCUACUUCACCUGGGAUGAAGCAGGCUUGUAUCAAAGCUGCAGCUGCCGGAUCAACAUCAAUGAAUGCCACUGCCGGAUCUUUGCGGAUCGCCUGCUGGAGCAAUUCGUGGCCCCGAGUGUGGCAGCACAGCUUCCCCAGGACAUCAACGAGGGCAUCGGCGGAUGUAGCUAUUACCGACGAGACGAAUAUGACGACCAAAGUGCGCCCCCCCGUGCCGAUAACCUCAGCGAGUGCUUAACCCAGGAGAUGUUUGAGUGUCUCCCUCGAUGCAUCCCUCCCUCAAUCCUUCCCUCCCUCAUCCAUCCCUCCCUCCCUCCCUCCCUCCCUCCCUCCACCCACCCACCCAGCCAGCCACCCAGCCAGCCAGCAAUCCAUCAAUCCACACAUCCCACUUAUCCAUCCACAUAUCCAGCGACAUAUCCAUCCACAUAUGCAUCCACGAAUCCAUCCACGAAUCCAUAA
Symbiodinium necroappetens is the source of this 957-nucleotide messenger RNA. The record is from the annotation of a GenBank genome assembly. Lineage: Eukaryota; Dinophyceae; Suessiales; Symbiodiniaceae.